AUGUUCGCGGCACGGCUCCCAAAACGCGUCCCUCGUUUGCCGCAUCCCAUCCGCAGAAUAUCUUCCUCGUCAUGCCGCCGUUCCGAUGCUCUCUUCGUGCACCGUGACACGACCUACAACAACCCCAAGAUCCCAUUCGAGUUCACCACGGAGAACCUGAAGCGCGCCCAGGAGAUCAUCUCGCACUACCCGCCCCAGUACAAGAAGGCCGCCGUCAUUCCCCUCCUAGACCUCGGCCAGCGGCAGAACAAGGGCUGGACGAGCAUCAGCGUCAUGAACUACGUUGCCAAGCUCCUCGAGAUGCCCCCCAUGCGUGUGUACGAGGUCGCGACCUUCUACACCAUGUUCAACCGAGAGCCCAUCGGCGAGAACUUCGUCCAGGUCUGCACGACGACGCCGUGCAUGCUCCGCGGCGCGUACGACAUCGUCGACACCGUCUGCAGCCACCUCGGCGGGCUCAAGCCCGGCGACUCCACCAAGGACGGCAAGUUCACCGUCAUCGAGGUCGAGUGCCAGGGCGCCUGCAGCAAUGCACCCAUGAUGGCCGUGAACGACGAUUUCUACGAGGACCUCACUCCGGAGACGACGAAGAAGAUACUGGAUGCAUUUGCGAAGGGUCAGAAGCCAAAGCCGGGUCCUCAGAGUGGACGGCAUACGAGCGAGAACUCGGCAGGUCUGACGGCGCUCACGUCAAAGCCAUACGGUCCAGGCGAGUUUUGCUCACCAGAGUUCCAGUAG
Fomitopsis serialis is the source of this 738-nucleotide messenger RNA. Its product is annotated as thioredoxin-like [2Fe-2S] ferredoxin-domain-containing protein. Gene Ontology annotation, molecular function: NADH dehydrogenase activity. Bases 1 to 738 code for a protein of 245 amino acids. Lineage: Eukaryota; Fungi; Basidiomycota; Agaricomycetes; Polyporales; Fomitopsidaceae. The transcript is spliced from 6 exons. The record is from RefSeq and is a predicted model, not a curated record.